This is a messenger RNA of Hypanus sabinus (Atlantic stingray), 3438 nucleotides long. RefSeq names its product actin maturation protease (gene actmap). The transcript has 8 exons. The record is from RefSeq and is a predicted model, not a curated record. The coding region runs from base 278 to 1249 and encodes 323 amino acids. Lineage: Eukaryota; Metazoa; Chordata; Chondrichthyes; Myliobatiformes; Dasyatidae.
GGCGCCUCCCACCCUCCCUGAAAGCCCCGCCCGCCCGCUCGGCCGAGACCUCGCACGCCGCAGGCCCGUUCACACCGCCCGACGAUUCGGAGAGAGUGCGAAGAAAAAUAAACCUUCGUCUGCCCGUUCUCCGUCGCCCAGCAAGGGUUGUGGAUUCCCACUGCUCUGAUUGUUGAGGAAAGUUGAGAAGAGGAAAUGUGUAGCCUGUCCAAUUCAGAAACUGAAGCACAGAUUAACUGACAGCAGCUCCCAGUGAACGAAACAUCCUGUAACACGAAUGUCGCAACAGCAGGAAGACAACCCUGUGAUAUCUUCUGAUUCACAAAGGUCACACCUUCCUCCCCCUCCACCUCCACCUCUGCCUCCGCCUCCGCCAGAAUUUUCCAACCAAUCAUCAUUACCUGCCAAAAGAUUGUACCAAGUUCUUGCCAAAGGCCAAUUGCAGCAAAGUGACCGAGAAGAACUAAAGAAGCUGUUGCAGAACCGAUCCAACAGUUUUAGUAAAGAGCUGAACUGGUUACUAAUUAAUGCACCUGUACCCUCGAUGAUCCAAGAUGGUCCACAGUGCGGCCUGGUUGCUCUCUGGAUGGCUGGACAUUUGCUGAAUGCACCUCGACCUGUGAGACUGGAGGACAUUGUGAACUGUGCCAUAGAGAAGAACUACACUGCUCAGGGAGAGAUGUUCUCAGGUGAUAAUAUGGUAAAGCUGGCAAAAGAAGUUUUUGCAUGUCACGGGGAAUUGCUCUCUGGUGGUUUAUUGGGCAGUAACAAGGCCCGAAUACUGAGUCAUCUGAAGUCUGGAUAUCCUGCGUUAAUACCCUACGAUGAAGAUUUCAACCACGAGCCCUGCCUGAGGAGAGGACACAGAGCUCACUGGGCGGUGGUGUCAGGAGCACUGCUGGGAUUGAGAUGUGAACUGUUGGAGGACAUCUAUGAGAAGGAUCCUGACAUCCCUGGUCUCUACUACCCGAAGGGAGGUGUGAGCAGAGCUUCCUACUCUGAGGACUGUGUUGUUGAGUCCCACCUGCUGGCCAAGCAAGGGAAGAGCCUGAAGUACCAGCUAUGGGAGUAUGAGCUGGUUCACAGGAGCAACACGCAGCUGACAGAAUUCAGCCCAAAGCGAGACAAUGAUGGAACGUCCUACGUUAUACCCGAGGGUGGUGUGAAGCUGGGACUUUGUGGGGUUGUGAUUCUUCUACAGCCAUUGUUCUCAGAAUCAAAGUUGACAGCUUCUAUUACUAAUAAAUAAGAAAAAACUCCCAUUGUAAUUUGCAGAUCACAUCUUUACUAUCAGGACUUUUUUUACCCCUUCACUUCCUCGGCUCUACCUUCCAAUCCUGUGCAACCCUUCUCAUGAUUUGAUUUCAUUUUUUAAACAGAGCUAUGCUACCCCCUCUGCCAACCUGCCAGUCCUUUCAAUAAAAUGCUUGGACAUUAAGAUCUCAGCUAUAAUCUUCUUUCAGCCACUAUUCAGUGAAUUCUACAUCAUACAUGCCAAUCUAUAACUGUGCUACCUUAUUCUGUAUACUGCAGACAUUCAGUGUAACACCUUCAGUCCUGUAUUCACCCUUUUUGAUUUUGUCCACCUUUUACAUUGCAACUCAUCUUGUUAACUGCAAUUUUGCCCUGUCAUUUGCUAGCAGUCUCACCACACACUACCUGUUUGUAAACCAGAUCCUUGGCACUUUUUCUCCAGUUCCCCUCUCCUUGACAAAUUAGCUUAAACACAUCCAAACUGCUCUAGCAACCCUGCCUGCAAGGACACUGGUCCCUUCGGGUUCAGCUGCAACCCAGGUACCUUCCCCAAAAAGAGAUCCCAAUGAUGCUGGAAUCUCCACCCCACAUUUAUCUGCCAGAUUAUCCUAUGCUUACUGUCACUGCUGAUGGCAUGGGCAGCAAUCCAGAAAUUACUACCCUGCAGGUCUUUCUACCCGGCUCCCUGAAAUCUCUCUUCAGGACCUCCUCACCCAUCAUUGGUGCCAACAUGUACCAAAACUUCUAGCUGUUCACCAGUGCCCUUUAGAAUGCUGUGGAUCCCAGACAUCCCCGACCCUGGCAACAUACCAUCCGAGUGUCCACAGAACCUCAUCAAGAAAGCCUCUGAUCUCAAACCUUCAUUAACUUGAAGUCAUACCCACUCUUAGGAAAUCAGAGCAUUGAGUAUAGGAGUUGGUACAAGGCCAAAUUGGUGAGGCCAAAUUUGGAGUAUUGUGUACAGUUCUGGUCACUGAAUUAUAGGAAAGAUGUCAAAAUAGAGUACAGAGGAGAUUUUCUAGAAUGUUACCUAAGUUACCGAGAAACAUUGAACAAGUUAGGUCUUUAUUCUUUGGAGUGUAGCAGGUUGAAGGGGGACUUGAUAGAGGUAUUUAAAAUUAUGAGGGGGAUAGAUAGAGUUGACAUGGAUAGGCUUUUUCCAUUGAGAGUAGGGGAGAUUCAAACAAGACAUGAAUUGAGAGUUGGGGGUAAAAGUUUAGGGAUAACAUGAGGGGGAACUUCUUUACUCAGAGUGGUAGCUGUGUGGAACGAGCUUCCAGUAUAAGUGGUAGAGGCAGGUUUGAUUUAGUCAUUUAAAAAAAAUAGGUAUAUGGACAGGAAAGGAAUGUAGGUUUAUGGGCCGAGUGCAGGUAGGUGGGACCAGGUGAGAGUAAGUGUUCGGCGCGGACUAGAAGGGCCAAGAUGGCCUGUUUCCGUGCUGUAAUUAUUAUAUGGUUAAGGCUUUGGGAGUUAACCCGGAGGGAAAAUCUGGAGCUAGAAUUCCUAACUCAACUACAUUGAAUUCAACGCUGACUGGCAAUUCCUGCAAUGUUCUAAGCCAUUUCUUUGGAUUUAUCAGCUGCAUGAAGGGGGAGCCUGCUGCAUGGGAACAGCUUGCUCUCUGUAUCAUACUGCCCUUGCUUGCAUAUACAGCUAGGAUGCAACAUCCAUGGUCAACACCAACCAAAUGAAGGCCUAAUUAGGCUAACACAUUAUGGGCCAAAGGGCCUGUACUGUUCUAUCUUCCAAGUGUAUUCACUGCUUUAAUGAAGUAAACGAGGGAGCUUCACUCAGAGCCAUGAGAUGAUGAUUGGGAUCAGGACAAGAGUGCCAUGUUGUACCCUGUUUAUCUGAAAGAGUAGAGUCCUCUGAAUACUUCAUUCAAAAGACAACUCCUCCAUUGUACAACACUCACAUGCUACUACACCAGGAAUGUCAAUUGAACAAUGCUAACUUUAUUAAUUUAACUGUAUGCAGUUUAGACAGUGUGGUUGGAGAGGGACUAUUAAUUUGUAGCUGAUAUAAUGAGGUCCAUAACACACUGCACAUACUUCAAACUUCUGCCUCAAUUAAACACUGACAUUCUCAGUUUGUGGCUCAUGAGCAUCUUGGAGAAUUAUUAUAACAGCAGAUUUAUAAUCCUUUUGAUCAAAUAUUUAACUCACACUAACACAUCUGUAUUCU